CUUUCCUCCUUUUUGGCUGCUGCGCCUCCGCUUUUGUGCUGCGUACUUCUGUGUAUCUGUGCCUCCACGUCGAUGGAGCUGCAGAAGCGCCAAGAUCAGGGCCUGCCGCAGCGGAAGGGGCAGAAGCGGAAACUGGAGGAGGAAAUCAAAGACGAGCAGCCGGGGAUCUCACCGUCGCCGGUCUCCUCCGACGCUCGCCGCGCCAUCCUGUCGGAGGUAGCUCUCCAGGUCAGCAUCCUCGACUCGGCCUUCUCUUGGCAAGAGGCAGAUCGAGCUGCCGCCAAGCGCGCCACUCAUGUCCUUGCCGACCUUGCUAAAAACGAUGAGGUAGUGAACGUGAUUGUCGAAGGGGGAGCUGUUCCGGCUCUGGUGAAGCAUCUUCAAUCACCGCCGAUAACUGAAGUUGAUGGGAGCGUGAGGCCUUUCGAGCAUGAAGUCGAGAAGGGCAGUGCCUUCGCUCUGGGAUUGCUUGCCGUCAAGCCAGAGCAUCAGCAACUCAUAGUUGACCAUGGAGCCUUACCUCAUCUUGUGGACUUGCUAAAGAGGCACACCGAGGGAACAACUCGAGCUGUGACUAGUGUGGUUAGAAGAGCCGCCGAUGCAAUUACCAACCUCGCUCAUGAGAACAGCAACAUUAAGACACUUGUUAGGAGGGAAGGAGGAAUUCCGCCUCUUGUCGAGUUGCUAGAAUUCGCCGACACAAAGGUGCAAAGGGCAGCCGCUGGUGCUUUGCGAACUCUUGCAUUUAAAAACGACGAGAACAAAAAUCAGAUUGUUGAAUGUAGUGCGCUUCCUACUCUCAUUUUAAUGCUGCGGUCUGAGGAUGCAGCCAUACAUUAUGAAGCGGUUGGCGUUAUUGGGAAUCUGGUGCAUUCCUCCCCAAACAUAAAGAAAGAAGUGCUUGCCGCCGGGGCUAUACAACCUGUCAUUGGCUUGCUUAGCUCGUGUUGCUCAGAGAGUCAAAGAGAGGCAGCUUUGUUACUUGGCCAAUUUGCUGCAACAGAUUCAGAUUGCAAGGUUCACAUUGUGCAAAGAGGUGCAGUUGGACCAUUGAUUGAGAUGCUCCAAUCUUCUGAUGUACAGUUGCGUGAAAUGUCAGCCUUUGCAUUAGGGAGAGUGGCUCAGGACCCGCACAACCAAGCUGGUAUAGCUCACAAUGGUGGUUUAGUACCAUUACUGAAGCUCCUUGACUCGAAGAAUGGGUCGUUGCAACAUAAUGCAGCAUUUGCGUUGUAUGGUCUUGCCGAUAAUGAGGAUAAUGUGUCUGAUUUUAUUAGAGUGGGAGGUGUCCAGAAGCUUCAGGAUGGAGAAUUCAUUGUCCAAGCUACGAAAGAUUGUGUGGCCAAGACAGUGAAGAGAUUAGAGGAGAAGAUUCAAGGACGAGUGUUGAAGCAUUUGCUAUAUCUAAUGCGAGUAGCUGAAAAGAUUGUUCAACGACGGGUUGCAUUGGCUCUGGCUCAUCUUUGUGCGCCUGAUGAUCAGAGACUAAUUUUCGUAGAUAACGGAGGAUUGGAGUUAUUGUUGGGGCUUCUUGGUUCUGCAAACAUGAAACAGCAACUUGAUGGAGCUAUUGCUCUAUACAAGUUGGCCAACAAAGCUAUGACACUCUCUCCAGUAGAUGCAGCUCCACCUUCUCCAACCCCGCAGGUUUAUUUGGGGGAGCAAUAUGUAAACAACGCUACACUAUCUGAUGUCACCUUUCUAGUUGAAGGAAGACGGUUCUAUGCACACAGAAUUUGCUUACUGGCUUCGUCAGAUGCAUUCCGUGCAAUGUUCGAUGGGGGUUACCGGGAAAAGGAUGCAAGGGAUAUUGAAAUUCCAAACAUUAGAUGGGAAGUUUUCGAGUUGAUGAUGAGAUUCAUAUACACGGGGUCCGUAAAUGUUGCCCUAGAUGUUGCUCAAGAUCUGCUCCGGGCGGCCGAUCAGUAUCUAUUGGAGGCUCUAAAGCGACUCUGCGAGUAUACAAUAGCACAGGACAUAUCCCUGGACAAUGUUGCAAGCAUGUACGAGCUCUCAGAAUCCUUCCAUGCUUUUUCACUGAGGCACACUUGCAUCUUGUUCAUCUUGGAGCAUUUCGAUAAAUUGAGUGCUAAGCCCAGGCACUCUUACUUGAUCCAGCGGAUUAUACCAGACAUAAGGAAUUACUUUGGGAAGGCACUGACCAAACCUGACCCACAUAACUUGCGGCUGUAGACGACGACCGGUCUCCAGUUUCUUUGAUCUUUCUAACUAGGAUAAGUUGUACAGAAGUGGUAGAUCGUUCUUCUUGCUGACGACGAGCCGCCGAAUAGUGGUUUGAUGUCAUCACGACAUGGCUCAGAAUCAUCUCCAUUUGAUAGAGAGAAAGAGUGCCUUGGCGUGGCAUAGCGUGUGCUCAGCAGAGCGAGCUGUUCAGUAUUAGUAAUUGGCUAAUCGCCUUCUUUCUCUGGUGCUGGCUGGGGUAUGAAUGCAUCCCCUUCAUAAUCAUUGCCUGCGUUGUUCUUUUUGCUGGGACUGUGAUGGUUAGGUUAUGUACGCGUGUUAUGUAAGAAGAAACUCUUUGAGCGACGAUUUUGUCAUUCGAAGAGGUUCUCGUCGUUCUGUUGCGCAAUAAUAUGGUAUCGUGCAUGCAGCAUAUGAUUCUUUCAACAAAGAUUUUCGAGAUGG
Messenger RNA from Linum trigynum, 2646 nucleotides. The record is from the annotation of a GenBank genome assembly. Lineage: Eukaryota; Viridiplantae; Streptophyta; Magnoliopsida; Malpighiales; Linaceae.